Molecule: messenger RNA, 1991 nt
Organism: Xiphophorus maculatus (southern platyfish)
Lineage: Eukaryota; Metazoa; Chordata; Actinopteri; Cyprinodontiformes; Poeciliidae
Gene: csgalnact2
Product: chondroitin sulfate N-acetylgalactosaminyltransferase 2
Exons: 8
Coding region: 257-1876 (539 amino acids)
Cellular component (GO): Golgi cisterna membrane
Molecular function (GO): glucuronosyl-N-acetylgalactosaminyl-proteoglycan 4-beta-N-acetylgalactosaminyltransferase activity
Source: RefSeq, a predicted model, not a curated record
UAGACUGCUACCCACUCUUUGCUCUGUGCUCCGUGGCGCUCUGUAAGCAGAAGCUGCUCUCGGCUGCUGGUUUCGUGGGAAACAUUUCCGCUUCGAGCACAAGCAGACAUGGACGAACGCAAAACCAGCUGAUUGUUGGAACAAAACGGAGCCAUGAAACGCCAGCAAAGCGUCACGUUUUAGACGAGUACUUUGUGCGAUGUGAGCAGGAGGAUCGCGAUGCAGACUUCCCAGUUGUAGGUCGCAUGCGGACGUGAUGCCCAGGCGGGGGUUCCCCUUGCAGGGCCGGGUCCGCUGGCUCCUGCUGGCCCUCUUCCUGCUCCUGGUGCUGCUGCUAUUCGCCUACCUGCUGGAGUGCACGCCGCCGGCCGACGCCAGCCAGACGCUGCCCGGCGCGGCGGGCGAGCCCUUCGGCAGGGAGUACUACCAGGCGCUGCUGCAGGAGCACGAGGAGCGCCACCUGAGCCGCGCCUCCAGCCUCAAGCGGCAGAUCGCGCAGCUCAAGCAGGAGCUGCAGGAGAUGAGCGACAAGCUGAAGCUGAUGCAGGAGAAGAAGGAGCCGCUGGGCGUGCAGGGCCUGGGCGAGACCCGAGACCAGGAGCCCGGCGACCUGCUGGAGUUCCUGCACUCCCAGAUCGACAAGGCCGAGGUCAACGCCGGGGCGCGGCUGCCCAGCGAGUACGCCCUGGUGCCCUUCGAGAGCUUCACCUCCUCCAAGGUGUACCAGCUGGAGAUGGGGCUGACCCGGCACCCGGAGGAGAAGCCGGUCCGCAAGGACCGGCGGGACGAGCUGGUGGAGGCGGUGGAGGCGGCGCUGGACAUCAUCAACAACCCGGACGAGGAGGACGGCGUGGAGGAGGACGUCCCCAUGCAGAGGCAGACCUACGCUGACAGCCACUUUAUGGAAGGCCUGUACAGGACGGAGCGAGACAAAGGGACGCUCUACGAGCUUUUCUUCGCCAAGGAGGACUCCAGCAGCUUUCGACACGUCUCGCUCUUCCGGCCGUUCGGGCCGAUAAUGAAAGUCCGGAGCACAUCGGUGGAGACGCUGGGGAUGAUCAUCAACAUCAUCGUGCCGCUGGCGGGCCGAGUCGACACUUUCUCACAGUUCUUACAAAACUUCCGGGAGGUGUGUGUUCAGCGGGACAGGCAGGUCCAUCUCACCGUGGUUUAUUUUGGACAGGAAGGUCUGCAGGAAGUGAAGUCAUCACUCGAGAAAAUGUCCAGAGAGGAGACUUUCUCUAAUUACACUCUGAUCCCGGUGGACGAGGAGUUUUCUCGCGGCCGCGGUUUGGACAUCGGCGCCAAUGCGUGGAAGAACGGCGACAUCCUGAUGUUUUUCUGCGACGUGGACAUUCGUUUCUCCCUUGACUUCUUGAACACGUGCCGGCUCCACGCCGCUCCCAACAAGAAGGUUUUCUACCCAGUUGUGUUCAGUCUGUACAAUCCGGCCAUCGUUUACGGAAGCUUGGAGCUGGCUCCACCUAUUGAACAACAGCUGAUUCACAAAAAAGACGCUGGAUUUUGGAGAGAUUUCGGAUUUGGAAUGACCUGCCAGUAUCGCUCAGAUUUCCUAAACAUCGGCGGAUUUGAUCUGGAAGUGAAGGGCUGGGGCGUGGAGGACGUCCACCUGUACAGGAAGUACCUGCGGAGCGAACUGAUCGUGAUCCGGUCGCCGGUGUCCAACCUCUUCCACCUGUGGCACGAGAAGCAGUGCGCGGACGAGCUGACGCCGGAGCAGUACCGCAUGUGCAUCCAGUCCAAAGCCAUGAACGAGGCGUCGCACCCCCACCUGGGCAUGCUGGUCUUCCGGGACGAGAUCGAGGCCCACCUCCGGAAGCAGGCCUUCAAAACGCAGAGCAAGACGGAGGCCUGAGGAAGAGGAAGAGCCGCCGCCGACAUUCCCAAACGAGACUUAAAGCUGCAGUACGCAAUUUUAUUAAAAAUAGGUUUUACAUGUUUGAUAUGAGAAAGAUAAUCUGUGAAAAGAU